AUGAGUGAAAGGAGAAGAUCUGCAGUCGCCCUGAGCUCUCGAGCACAUGCCUUCUCCGUUGAAGCCUUGAUCGGCUCAAAUAAAAAGCGGAAACUGCGAGACUGGGAGGAGAAGGGGCUGGACCUGUCCAUGGAGGCGCUGAGCCCCGCGGGCCCACUCGGAGACACGGAGGACACGGCCGCACACGGCCUGGAGCCCCACCCGGAUUCUGAGCAGAGCACUGGUUCGGACUCUGAGGUGCUCACUGAGCGGACUUCCUGCUCCUUCAGCACCCACCCUGACCUGGCCUCUGGGGCUGCAGGCCCUGUGCCUGCUGCCAUGUCUUCCAUGGAGGAGAUUCAGGUGGAGCUGCAAUGUGCUGACCUCUGGAAGAGGUUCCAUGACAUUGGAACCGAAAUGAUCAUUACCAAAGCAGGCAGGAGAAUGUUUCCUGCCAUGAGAGUGAAAAUCACUGGCCUGGAUCCACACCAGCAGUACUAUAUAGCAAUGGACAUUGUGCCUGUGGACAACAAAAGAUACAGAUAUGUGUAUCAUAGCUCCAAGUGGAUGGUGGCUGGCAAUGCUGAUUCUCCUGUGCCCCCGAGAGUUUAUAUACACCCUGAUUCUCUAGCUUCUGGAGACACCUGGAUGAGACAGGUGGUCAGUUUCGACAAACUCAAGCUGACCAACAAUGAAUUGGAUGAUCAAGGACAUAUCAUUCUGCAUUCUAUGCACAAAUACCAGCCUCGAGUUCAUGUGAUUCGCAAGGAUUUCAGCAGCGACCUUUCACCUACCAAGCCUGUUCCUGUGGGUGAUGGGGUAAAAACAUUCAACUUUCCUGAGACCGUGUUCACAACAGUCACGGCUUAUCAGAACCAGCAGAUCACCAGAUUAAAAAUUGACCGAAACCCUUUUGCUAAAGGAUUCAGAGAUUCUGGAAGAAACAGAACUGGACUUGAAGCCAUCAUGGAGACAUAUGCGUUCUGGAGACCUCCUGUGCGCACGCUCACCUUUGAAGAUUUCACCACCAUGCAAAAGCAGCAAGGGGGCAGCACAGGCACUUCCCCAACCACCUCCAGCACUGGGACACCAUCUCCUUCGGCUUCGUCUCAUCUUUUAUCUCCAUCCUGUUCUCCUCCAACUUUUCAUCUGGCCCCCAACACUUUUAACGUGGGCUGUCGAGAAAGCCAGCUGUGUAAUCUAAAUCUCUCUGAUUAUCCACCAUGUGCCCGAAGCAACAUGGCUGCCUUGCAGAGCUACCCAGGGCUGAGUGACAGUGGCUACAACAGGCUCCAGAGUGGCACCGCUUCAGCCAGCCAGCCCUCCGAAACCUUCAUGCCUCAGAGGACUCCAUCCCUGAUCUCAGGAAUACCAACUCCUCCUUCGUUGCCUGGCAACAGCAAGAUGGAAGCCUAUGGUGGCCAGCUGGGGUCCUUCCCCACUUCUCAGUUUCAGUAUGUCAUGCAGGCAGGCAAUGCCACCUCCAGCUCCUCAUCACCACACAUGUUUGGGGGCAGCCACAUGCAGCAGAGCUCCUACAAUGCCUUCUCCCUGCACAACCCCUACAAUCUGUAUGGAUACAAUUUCCCCACCUCCCCUAGGCUAGCUGCAAGCCCAGAGAAACUGAGCGCCUCUCAAAGCACUUUACUCUGUUCAUCUCCUUCCAACGGGGCCUUUGGAGAGAGGCAGUACCUGCCCACGGGGAUGGAGCACGGCAUGCACAUGAUCAGCCCCUCACCCAACAAUCAGCAGGCAACCAACACCUGUGAUGGCCGGCAGUAUGGGGCAGUCCCAGGCUCCUCUUCCCAGAUGUCUGUACACAUGGUUUAAAGGCCACUCCAAACACCAUGGAGCCUACGGCAGUCAAGGGCCCAGAGACUCCGUGGGCUUAUCUUCUUCUUGGAAGCCCAAUGCCUUUGGAAAACAGAAACUGUGUAUUAUUUUUCUGGAAGAGGAAAAUGCAUACCCAAGAACAGCAAGGGACACUUUUAAGCCACUGAAGGAUACUGCAGUAGAAUCAUCCAUGAUUCAGUGGACAAUCUCCUGCCUUCCCAAACCUUAGUUUUAUAAAGCAUUGUCUACUCCAGAGUGGCCUUAGAAGAGACUGAAUAACCAUUUUAUAAUAUUGUUAAGGGAAAUGCUAGCAUGUAGCAGCCAUAAAAAGUUACACACACACAUACAGACCUACCUGUACACACACACAAACACACAUACUCAUACACAAGCUCAUACACACAAAACAUACCUGCACACUGACUUUGAACUGGGCGAACUCUGUGAAGGGAGGCCCACAAUGGGUGCUUUCACCAAGAAUUUGUCUAUGUACAACACUAGAUGGACUGGGCCAGCGGUAGCUGCCAGCCUUUCUCGCCCGCAGCUUACCCUGUUCCUGGAAUGAAAUGUGUAUCCUGGAACCCCUCCCUGUCGAUGAGGGUGGAAAGACAUCAGUACUACAACUGGACGUGGCUUCCUGGAAAAGCUUGCUUUAACUUUGGCUGUCUUCACUCAGUGUGCUAUUAUUGAUGUUCCCAGUGGUGCCUGUGAAAAGAGGGAGUAAGAGCAGCUGAAUGGAAGAGAGAGAAAGAGAAAGAACGGAGAGCAGGAGAGAGACGGAGAGCAAGACUGAGUGAGUGUGAUCAGUGAUGAGAGUUUAAUUCACCAAGGAAAUUUGUUUUUGGUUUGUUUCCCCCACUACAGGUUAUAGAAGGAAUCAUGGUGUUACUGAGGCAUAAACCUCUCUGGACACUGCAUGGUCAGGGCACUGGUGAGAGGGACUGGGCAAGGAAUGCACCUUUAUCCCAUAGCUCUGACCACUGUGAUCCGGAAGAGAGGUGGACCACAUGGGAAUGCUGACUCUGCAGCAUGCAGCCUGUCAGGGGAAGGGAAAUAGAAGGAUUGUGAAGAAGGAAGAGUUUUGUAAUCCCAGCAGAUGAUUCCAAGAGCAGAGGAGACACACAGAGCCUGGCCUCUGCAUGCCAGAUCCAGACACCUGACCUGGAUCACCUGCCCACUAGCUCCGGUGGCAGGAGAAAUCCUGUCAUAUUCCAGGCAAUUGCAGAUGGAUCUUCUAUACCCUUCCAUUUCCCUUAGGAUCUCAAUUCUUAUCUAAUAGUUCAUUGCAUUUUGAAGUUUUGGGUUUUUUCCUUCAUCUUUCCUUUUCCCUUCAAGUCCUUUAAUGGUAAUAAAGCAAGUGAAGCUUGGUGCAAGGUAAAAUUUUUAAAUGGUGUGGAAAUGCAAAUAAUACCAAGUAAAAUAAUACAGAUAUUAUUAAGAUUUUGGUUUUGAGGUGUUGUAGAUAAAUGUAUUUAUGUGCCUAGUGGGGAAUCCAAUAUUAUGAAUAUUAAAAAAGGGGGCAAUAUAAGGGUAUGUAAAAUAUGUAUGAAGAAAAGUUGUAUAAAAAUUUGCCCUUAUGCACGGAACUCUGUUUCUAAGUGCCAAGCACAGAAAGCCGCUAAAUAAAAUCUUUGCAAUUGUUUUC
Molecule: messenger RNA, 3457 nt
Organism: Galeopterus variegatus (Sunda flying lemur)
Lineage: Eukaryota; Metazoa; Chordata; Mammalia; Dermoptera; Cynocephalidae
Gene: TBX15
Product: T-box 15
Exons: 8
Coding region: 1-1809 (602 amino acids)
Biological process (GO): positive regulation of DNA-templated transcription; regulation of transcription by RNA polymerase II; cell fate specification
Cellular component (GO): nucleus
Molecular function (GO): RNA polymerase II cis-regulatory region sequence-specific DNA binding; DNA-binding transcription factor activity, RNA polymerase II-specific
Source: RefSeq, a predicted model, not a curated record